CAAAACAGAAAACAGUAGCCAUUUUUCUCCUGCCUUUUCUGAAUUCUGCACCAUCUUUAUCUCUUUCUCCCUCUUUCUCUAAGCCAAUAAUGGCCCAGCUCAGCUGUACCAUAAUAUUCAGUAAAACAAAAACAAAUGAGAGAAGGCAAAGAAAGAUGGAUGGAUGGAUAGACACAAGACAUUCACUCUUUCUUGUGUGUCUUCAUUUCUCCUCCAACCACACCUCUCUGUUUUCCAAAACAACAUCACCAUUCACCAACAACAACUAUUUCGUAUUUCCUUAAAUACCCUUUCUGAUUAUUCCCUUCUUCAAUGUCUCUUUCUUCACGACUCUCUCUCUCCGUUCUUCAUGGGCCCUUUGGCCUUCUUACCUUUACAUUCUACCUGUUUCAGAGAAAUUUAACAACAAAACACCACCACAUCUUUCGCAGAACCUUCCCUCACUAUAUAUUUUCUUACCUUUUUUAUUUCUCUCUCUUUAACCUUUUUUCUCCUCUUUCUAACUUUAUCUCCUCCUUUAAUUCGGUUUUGUUUCUUCUAUUUCUUUCUCAAUCUAAUUACUUUCGAUCUCUGUUUUUGAAGUGGGUUUGCGUUCUUUUCUUUUUUAAUACAAAUUCUUUUUCAAAAGAAGCAAUUUUGGGAAGGCGAUUAAUAGACUUUUCAUAUUCUUUAUGCAAAAGUUUCAUCUUUUGAUCUGGGAAUAGGUGGUGGUUGUUUAAUUUUCAAGUUUUUGUCUCAAAAUUCAAUUUUGAUGAAAAAGAUGAAAAGGGUUGCUGGGAAUUCUCAUCAUCAACCAUAUUUGGUUGAUGAAGAAGCUGGUGCUCGGUUCAAACAACAGAGGCUACUGCAGGAGUAUUUAGAAGUUCAAAAGGAAUUUGUUUCUAAGAAGAAAAAGUUGAAGAUAGCAAAGCAGAAGAGAGAAAUUCUUUUGGCUGAAGUUCGGUUCUUGAGACAGAGGCAUAACCGUCUGAAGAAACAAUCUCCUGAACUUGAAACUGAGGAAAAUCCUGUUGGACCACUAAAUUCACAUUCACAAAGCAAAUUGCUUGCUGAAAAUAGGAGCUUUGGUGUUAGUGAAAAUGUUGUGAAGAACUCACCUCCUAUUCUUAAUUUAAACCAAAAUUUGGGUGAUGAAGAUUGUUACAGGGGAAGGAAAGAAGAGGUUGUUUUGGAUCCAUUGAGAGUAGAGGAGAAGCGAAAGAAUUGGAUGAUCAAUGAGAAGAGAGUUGGGAAGAAGAAAAUUUCAUGGCAAGAUCAGCUUCAACUCCUACAGAAAAGUUUGAUAAGUUAGCUCAUAUGAAUAUAGUGAUAUUUUCAUUGACCAGUUAGAAGAUAAUGGAUGGAGAUAAUUGGAG
This is a messenger RNA of Pistacia vera, 1355 nucleotides long. RefSeq lists its product as uncharacterized. The record is from RefSeq and is a predicted model, not a curated record. Bases 752 to 1291 code for a protein of 179 amino acids. The transcript is spliced from 6 exons. NCBI's taxonomy places the organism in Eukaryota, Viridiplantae, Streptophyta, Magnoliopsida, Sapindales, Anacardiaceae.